Molecule: messenger RNA, 765 nt
Organism: Theileria orientalis strain Shintoku
Lineage: Eukaryota; Apicomplexa; Aconoidasida; Piroplasmida; Theileriidae
Product: exosome complex exonuclease rrp41
Exons: 4
Coding region: 1-765 (254 amino acids)
Biological process (GO): nuclear mRNA surveillance; U4 snRNA 3'-end processing; poly(A)-dependent snoRNA 3'-end processing
Cellular component (GO): nuclear exosome (RNase complex); nucleolus; cytoplasmic exosome (RNase complex)
Source: RefSeq, a predicted model, not a curated record
AUGUCUAAAAUAGAGUACUUUAGCCUAGAAGGACUGAGACUAGAUGGAAGGAGGAAGGAUGAGCUGAGAAAGACAAAACUGUACUGCGGCUCGGACUGUAGCGUUGAUUUUAUGGACUAUGAUGGAGUAUCGGAGUUGAUUCAAGGGUUAAAUAAAGUGCAAGUGCUCGUAAAGGGCCCACAAGAGGAUCCCAGAAGUUCUAAAAACACAUAUGGAAUUGCGGAGGAGAGGAUAGAUAUUAGGUGUGAGAUAGUAAUGGCAACUGAGAAAAGGGUUAAAAACUCGCAAAACGAAAGAGUAAUAAAGGACCUGUCGCUGUCAGUAAAAUCGACCUACCAGGAAAUGAUAAUAUCGCACUACUACAAAGGAUGCUCACUCAACGUGUUCGUGAACAUCAUAGAGUACGACGGAAGCAUCAAGUCCACAGUGUUGAACGCUGUGGGAGUGGCACUGGUGGACGCAGGAGUGGCAAUAAAGGACCUGGUGUCAUCCUCAACAGUAAUCAGUCUGGAUUCCAUAAUAUUAACAGACCCAAACCAAAUGGAGCUGAAAGCAUCGACGGCAGUGUUGUGUGUAGCAGUGGAAAGCUCAACAGACAAAAUCAUAUACAUGGACUACAAGUCCAAGAUACACCUGGAGGAGAUUAACACAAUGGUCGAAGCGGCAUUCGCAGCAUCGAAAAAGUUCACGGACUACGCGAGGGAAGUGCUCCGGAAUUAUUCAAAGAAAGCAGUAGCGUUGAAUCAAAAGAUACACUCGGAGUGA